GAACAUGCACCUUAUUUCCUAAGGAUAUUGGUGCAGCCCCAGAAUCUCAGCCUGCUGACAGGAAACCCAUGUGAUGCUGGCUACCUGGCUUGCUCUGCCUUCUCAUUGGCUUACACAGGGCUUUAUGUCAUAUUGCCACCUCCUUCUCCGAUAACCUGUCCUGAAGAGAGAAGCGCUGGAAGAUGAUGCUGUGUGUGCUCCUGUUGUCUUUUCUACCAGCCCCUCUGGUGUCAGGGACCCCCACUGAAUACCGAGAGGAUGCUGCCCCAGAAGGUUUCCAAGUGGUACGAUGGGAAUGGCAUACAGUGCAAGCUCCUUAUCUGGUGGCUGUGUGGAUACUGGUGGCAAGUCUGGCAAAGAUCGUAUUCCACCUUUCCAGAAAAGUGACCACAGUGGUUCCUGAGAGCUGCUUGCUAAUUAUCCUCGGUCUGGCCCUUGGUGGGAUUGUAUUGGCCAUAGCACAGAGGGCACAGUUCCAGCUGGAACCCAAUAUGUUCUUUCUCUUCCUUCUUCCUCCUAUUGUAUUGGAUUCUGGUUAUUUUAUGCCCAGCCGACUGUUCUUUGACAAUAUUGGUGCAAUUCUGAUGUAUGCUGUAGUGGGAACAAUUUGGAACUCCUUUGCCACUGGUGCCGCCCUAUGGGGAGUGAAAUUAGUUGGACUUAUGGAUUCGCAGGUCAAUGCUGGUCUAAUGGAUUUCUUGCUCUUCGGAAGCCUGAUUUCAGCUGUAGACCCUGUUGCAGUACUGGCUGUGUUUGAGGAAGUCCAUGUCAAUGAAACUUUAUUCAUUAUAGUUUUUGGAGAAUCUCUGUUGAAUGAUGCUGUGACUGUGGUUCUAUACAAAGUAUUUAACUCUUUUGUUGAAAUGGGCCCAGAAAACGUCAAGCCUAUGGAUUACCUUAAAGGUGUUGGUUCCUUCUUCGUGGUGAGUAUCGGUGGUACAGCCAUUGGUCUAGUGUUUGCUUUUCUACUAGCCCUUAUCACCAGAUUCACAAAGCGUGUCCGCAUCAUUGAGCCUCUUUUUAUCUUCCUUAUUGUCUACCUGGCCCACCUUACUGCAGAGAUGGUGUCACUCUCCUCCAUACUAGCAGUAACAUUCUGUGGCUUGUGCUGUAAGAAGUAUGUUGAAGCGAACAUCUCAAACAAGUCCAGGACCACUGUGAAAUACACAAUGAAAACUUUGGCAAGCAGCUCAGAGACCAUUAUUUUUAUCUUCCUUGGCAUAUCUGCAGUAGAUACUUCCAAAUGGAUGUGGGACACUGCUCUUGUCCUGUCUACACUUAUCUUCAUCCUAACUUUCAGAGCUGUUGGUGUUAUCCUACAGACCUGUGUUUUAAAUCGCUUUAGACUUCUUCCCCUGGACAAGAUUGACCAAGUUGUAAUGUCAUAUGGUGGCCUGCGAGGGGCAGUUGCUUUUGCAUUGGUGAUUCUUCUGGAUGGCUCCAAGGUUAAGGCAAAAGAUUAUUUUGUGGCAACAACUAUAGUGGUGGUGUUUUUCACUGUAAUGUUUCAGGGUCUGACCAUCAAGCCUCUGGUAAAAUGGCUUAAGGUAAAGAGAUGUGAUCACCACAAGCCAACUCUAAAUGAGGAGCUACAUGAACAUGCGUUUGAUCACAUAAUGGCUGCUGUUGAGGAUAUUGUAGGUCACCAUGGUUACCAUCACUGGAGAGACAAAUGGGAACAAUUUGAUAAGAAAUAUCUGAGCCAGUGGUUAAUGAGGAAAUCUGCUUAUCGGAUCAAAGAUGAAAUUUGGGAAGUCUGCUACAAACUCAAUAUUCGUGAUGCUCUAACUCUAGCAGAUCAGGGUGGCCAUAUUGUAUCACCUGACAGACUGUCUCUGCCAUCAAUGCCAAGUCGUGCUUCAAUGUCUGAGACCUCCGUGACUAAUCUCCUAAGAGAGAAUGGGAGUAAGGCAUGCUUGGAUCUGCAAGCCAUAGACACUGUAAGAAGUGGCAAAGACAAGGAAGAUGCUGUCAUGCAUCAUGUUCUACGUGGAAGCCUAUAUAAGACACGUCGUAGGUGCAAAGCACACUACAGCCGCCAUUUUAUGACCCCAGAUGAGCAAGCCCGGCAGGAAAAAGAGGUGUUUCAGCAAAAUAUGAAGCGACGACUGGAGUCAUUUAAGUCCACCAAACACAACAUCUGCUCAUCCAAGUCCCGUGCUAAAAAAGAUGGUCGCAAAAAGAGACGAAAUAGCUUGGAAGUGGAUCUAAGAAAUGGAAGAGAAAAUAAAAUUAGCUGGCAGAGCACUGCAUCUAUAGUGGUGACGGCUGAUUCUGAAGAAGAAAGUUCAAAUAUUGAAGUUGAAGAGGAUGAAGGCAUUACUUUUGUGGCUAGAGCUACAGAUGAGAUUCUUCAGGGUGUAAAAGCAUCAAGCAUGUUGGGAAUCUGUCAGAGUCCUCAUAUUGUGCCACCCUCCCCAACAUUGGCUGAGAAAGUGCUGCCAUGGAAAACAGAACCUGAUGAGAACACUGUCUGCAUUUCAUCCGAAUCAACCAAGAUUGUUCCUGUGGACCUGCAGAAGUCCUGGAAGCAGAGUAUUUCCUCCCUAGAGAGCAUUGGUUCCCCUCCUGUUCUAGAUAUGCCCCAAGAUGCAAGUGCAAAGUGCCUAAGGCAGGACGUUAGGAGCCCAUCAGUACUUCAGACGUUGCCAGAGACUUGUAGCUGUUUUCCAUUUUCUAACUCCACAGGACAAAACGUGACUGUGCAUUUGGACCCAAUGCCUGUUCAGGAACAAGAACUGCAACCUCUCAUGCCAAGAGGUGGUGGCACUAGCGUGAGCCCCUUAGCGUCUCGGCAUAGUCAUAGCAAAAGAUUGCUGCACCUGCACCGGCCUUCCAAAAUUUGACACAAUGAAUAGAAAAAGCUGUGACCUAAAGAAUGUUGCACUGAAAUUAUCAUCUUUUAUUUAUAUUGCAUUAAUAUAUUUGUGCAGCACUUUACAGGGCUUUAUCCUCAUUCACAUUGGUCCUAGCCUAAGCCUAGUGUAGCUUACAGUCUAAAGUCCCUAUCACGUUCACACAUACUAGGGUUAAUUUCAAGAGACAGUUAACCUGCCUGUAUGUAUUUGGUGUGUGGGAGGAAACCCACACGGACACAAAGAGGACAUACAUAUUCUACAUAGUCUGAAGAUAUUGCUAAGGUUAGAAGUGAACUCAGGCGCCACUAACCAUGCCACCUAUACUCAUCAUUGGAAGAUCAUAUUUGAGUUAAGCAUAGGAAGGUGGAAAAAGUCCUAACUGCAUUUACAGAUUGGGGAACAACAUUAUUUGCAUCUUAAUAUCCAGCAUUUCAUCCUCCUGUUUUCGGUAUUGCUGAGUGCCACCUGACAAGUUUUGCAUUAUAGCCGACAAAUUCUACAAUGUCACUUGUGAUUUAUAGCCCACUGACACUAUAUUUUGUAUUCCUUUAAACAAUCUAAAUAUUUAAUAUUAUUUAAUCCGAAAGCUCACCAUUGAACCAAACCUCUUGAAUGAAUAUGCCAAUGUUUCAGGGAGUCCUGUUGUCAUGUAAAUAUGUUGUAUCAGCUGAACAUUAAAAUAUGUCUAGAACUUGUAGUGCACAUAGUGUUAAUAAACACAUUAGUAAAUAAAGCUUGCAGGCAAAUUUUAUUACAAAA
Messenger RNA from Xenopus tropicalis (tropical clawed frog), 3617 nucleotides. RefSeq names its product solute carrier family 9 member A5 (gene slc9a5). Bases 183 to 2846 code for a protein of 887 amino acids. Lineage: Eukaryota; Metazoa; Chordata; Amphibia; Anura; Pipidae. The record is from RefSeq and is a predicted model, not a curated record. The transcript is spliced from 16 exons. Gene Ontology annotation, molecular function: sodium:proton antiporter activity; antiporter activity. Gene Ontology annotation, cellular component: recycling endosome membrane; membrane; plasma membrane. Gene Ontology annotation, biological process: proton transmembrane transport; regulation of pH; monoatomic cation transport.